Messenger RNA from Ricinus communis (castor bean), 2534 nucleotides. RefSeq lists its product as uncharacterized. The record is from RefSeq and is a predicted model, not a curated record. The transcript has a single exon. The coding region runs from base 1353 to 2294 and encodes 313 amino acids. NCBI's taxonomy places the organism in Eukaryota, Viridiplantae, Streptophyta, Magnoliopsida, Malpighiales, Euphorbiaceae.
GUCCCAGGUAGCGGUGACGCGCAUUUGCAGGUAUGCAGCCGCGUUUUAUUGUCGGUGACGGUAUCAAUAUGUACGUCCUGCUGUCUCUGCGUCCUCGUGAUUGCUGAUGUUAAGCUUUGCGUCUGCCUGCUUCUGCUUCUUCUUAUUCUUCUUCACCAGCUGAUAAAAAUUAUUAAUCCAAAAUAUGAGAUAUUAGUAUUUGCUUUUCAUAAAGAAAAUGACAUCAGUGUUAUGAGUAAAUCAACUCUCACAAAUCACCUUGUUCUUUUAUUCUUAUCCAAAAAUGAAAGAAAGAGGACAGCGAUCCUUCUCUUUUUGAGUUUAAAACGUGGUCUGCUUCAGUUGGUCAUGGAAUUUGGAUUUUUAGUUUUUAAUAUUAAAUAAAGAAAAUGAAGCAACGCCACUCAAUUAUGCAGUGAUGCUAUCAGACAGACACCAGUGGAAUUAUUAUUGUUUUGACAAAAGGAGCUAGCCCGUUAGUACUUUAGGACACUGUUCAAGAAUAAUAUCAGUUCUCAAUUGUAGCAAAUCAGCUACAGCAUGCUCUCUCACCAGUCCACAAUUAGCUUUACAAAUCAAUGCAAGUGGAAGAAGAAGACGAAGAAGAAGAAAUACUAUCAUUUUCUAUGACAGUUUUCUGGUCUGAAAUUUGAGGCAGAGGUUGGAUAGUUGUUUUGAGAAAAUCACAAGCGAUUUUACAUGUCUUUUGACAUUAAAGUUGCUUUCCUCAAAAGCUGGAGGUCAAGGAAGGAAAGAGGAGGAGGUUAUGAGAAAAGGAGAUAAAGAAUAAGCACCUCUAACACUGUUAGAUCUGUCAUGAAAUCAAUAGCAGUCACCAACCACACACCAUUGCUUUGAAAUCAAGAUUACCUCACCCAUAAUUCCUCACUCAAUGUACCUAACCAUCUCGAUUGUUCCCUAACUGAAAGCAAAAUAAUUAUACAAAAAAGAUAAUAUGAUAUUAGUUGCCUGAUUUUAAUCCCUAAUUUCUGAAACAAACGAAUCCUGAAAUUAUCAUUGGAAAAUAGGGUAUUACAAAAUUGCUCUUCCUCAGGUUCAUAACUUAAAAGCUAUAUGACUUUCCUAAGUGAAACCGAUUAUAUCAAAAGAUUAUCAAACAAGCCACAUCCUAAUUUGAGUCCUCUCUUUCAGAAUAAGAAAUGUCCAAGACUUGAACAAGGAAAAAAGAAUAGAAAUUAGAUGGUGUUUCAUUAUCUAAUUCACCAAUUGCCUACAACGUUUCAACAGCAACAAGGACCAUUGCUUCAAAAAUCAUCAGGCCUUUACCCUAUUCGUAUAAACUUAUAUGAAAAGAGAAUGCAAAUGCUAAGAGAUAAGGCAACCCGUGAACAAUGAACUUCCAACUCUUUCAGCCACAGAAUCCAGCGUUCCAGCCGGAGUGGGCCGUCGAAGAUAUACGCACGACCUUCUUCAAAUGUGUAAGGUGGCAAGUAGAAGAAACAUUAGAUCCAAUCAACUGUCCUUACCAUUACUUCUGCGAUAGCAAUUAUCCAGGAAAUUAUCCCCCUUACGUGGAUUUUCUAGUUUUCCUGUUUGCAACCUCUUCAUAUCUGGCAACAUUAGUCAUCAUGGUGAUAGAUAUAUCAAGAAAAGCAGGGGCUUGUCUCAGUCGUUCGAAGAGAUUCUUACUACCAUCAGGUCCAGUUUCUCUCCCAAUAAUCCUUUUAGCACUAGCCAAGGGUUACCGGACCAAUUCUAUAUUUCCUCUAUCCUGCACUGGUCCUGCAAUUCUUCAACUGCUUCAGGUCUCUGCUUUGGCUUUUGAUCAUGGUGUUGAUAAAGAUAUCAGGUAUGCAAUCUACGAGGCAUCAACAAUUUCUGGAAUUCUGCAUGCAAGUCUAUACCUGGAUUCCAUAAUAUUGCCUUACUAUACAGGUUUUGACGCCUUAGUUUCAUCCACAUUUUCUGGUGAGUGCCAAUCCUGUGUGUGUCGAAGGGAGGUUUUGGUGGUGGGUGGAAGGCUAGUCGAUUAUAGGGGGUGGUCGAUUACUACAUUUUCGGUCGUGGGUGCUCUGUGUUCAAGGAUCAUAUGCAGAAUGACUGGAGAGAAGAAAAGGAGGAUGAUGGCAAUCAAAUUCCUGUUGGAAAGCUUAAGUUGGAUUUUGAUUACCUUGGACUGUAUCUAUUUAACCAGAAAGGCUCCACCGGAACAAUCUAUGCUGCGAAUUGCAGCUUUUGGAAGUGUACUUGUAUUGAUCUGCCUUCAUCUGAUAAAGAAGCUCUCCUCUCAGAUAACGCAAUGGAAUUUGGCACAGGAAAAAUCAAAUGGCUAGAGCACGGAUUACAAACAAGAAGAGGGGGUCAAUUUUGAUUGCCAUCUGUAGAGAGCUCGAAGGGCUGCUAAAGGGGCUGCCCUCUUGCAGAAUCAGCGUCUAGUGAUCGACGAUGCAGGUCAUAAGAGAAUAGAGUUAGUUGCUUAACGUGUACAGUUCUCUUGUUGCUUAACCAAUUAUCUCUUGUCAAAAAAAAAAAAAAAAACACAUACAGGAAUCGAUGUAUAUUAAGAAUGGUCA